UGCUUCAGUCAGCUACAAAAAAAUAUUAAAUUACCAUGAAGUAUCUGUCAAUUGCGUAUAUGCUGGGUCUCCUGGCAUUGGCUAGUGCUUCUCCUCUGCCAAAUGAUGUAAAUUUCAACGGCGAUUGCAAUGGAUGCAACAUUAAUAAUAUUGAUGUGAAUAAACUACUCCACGAAUUGCCAGCAAUAAUAUCAAAAUUUAGAACUCUUGAAUUCAGAAUUCAGUCAUGAAUUUAUCUUUUCAAAAUGA
Messenger RNA from Drosophila grimshawi, 249 nucleotides. RefSeq names its product bomanin Short 3-like. NCBI's taxonomy places the organism in Eukaryota, Metazoa, Arthropoda, Insecta, Diptera, Drosophilidae. The transcript is spliced from 2 exons. Bases 36 to 230 code for a protein of 64 amino acids. Gene Ontology annotation, biological process: defense response. The record is from RefSeq and is a predicted model, not a curated record.